Molecule: messenger RNA, 1140 nt
Organism: Quercus robur (English oak)
Lineage: Eukaryota; Viridiplantae; Streptophyta; Magnoliopsida; Fagales; Fagaceae
Product: putative F-box protein At1g53550
Exons: 1
Coding region: 1-1140 (379 amino acids)
Molecular function (GO): protein binding
Source: RefSeq, a predicted model, not a curated record
AUGGAACUGGAAGGAAGCAGAAGUUAUGAUUCUCUCCCAUAUGAAAUCAUCCUCUGUAUAUUCUCACUGCUUCCACUGGAUUGUGUGUUCAGAUUGAAGUGCGUUUGUAAGGCAUGGUCUGUGUUAAUCAGCGACUUUGGAGCUUUACACUUAAAGCGCUUAAGGGAAACAUCUCGUGGGAUCAUCUGCUUGAACACCCAUCGUAUUUCUGAUGAUACGAUUUCCUUUCAAAUACGUUCUUUACAAAUAGGAGGUGGUUUUAAGACUUUGAUUACAAAAGAGAUAUCUAGAUCUACAAUCCACCCAAGCUUUUUCAAAAUCGGCAGUAUAUAUUCCUUGAACGGUUUGAUCUGCUUGAGCGAUGGUCACGAUUUUCAUGUAUGUAAUCCCACUACCAGAGAGUUUGUUACCCUACCAGUUUGUUAUCCCAGUCCUCCUGAUACUUGGAGGAAUUUUAAGUUAAUUGGAUUUGGAUAUUGUCCUUUAACAAAGCAAUAUAGAGUCCUGAACAUCUUCCAAGAUAAUCGUGGAAGUGGGCAGAGAAUUUCUGAAUUGAAGGCUGCAAUAAUAACGGUGGGUCAUUCGAAUUCAUGGAGGAUCGUUGACAUUCCAACUUCCUACGCUUUUUUUGACUCAACAAUCUAUUUUAAUGGCACUUUAUAUUGGAUGAAUAAUCAUUCUCUUGGGAAAUAUCUUCAUAUUACAGCAUUUGAUGUCAGUGAAGAAACAUUCCAAAUAAUCAGUCUACCUCCAAAACUAGAAGAUGUAUACUCUUCAAAGUGUCUGGCAGAAUAUGAAGGGAGGUUGUGUUUGGUUGACUUCGUCCCAUUCCCUGAGGAAUGUUUAGAGAUGUAUACCAUGUUUGAGAAUCAUCAAUGGGUAUUUCGAUUUAGAGUCCUUUUUGAGGAUUUUCAACGAGCUGAUGCUUAUGACUUAUAUCAAGAGAUUGUAUCAUGCCUCAAGUUAGGGAAAAUACUAGUAUUUUCAAGCUUCACACUUAAAAAAUGGUAUUUUUAUGAUAUCAAAAGCAAAGCUCUUGAAUUUGUUGACCUUAGAAGCACUCCUCCUGAUGCUUGGUUUCGAGGUGCUUGUCCUUUUGAGAAAGCUUCACCCCUAUAUGCAAGGGCUAAGCAUGUAUGA